UGCUGUAACUACAGCCCAACCAAGUACUACUGAUGUUGUAUCUACAGCCGAACCAAGUACUACUGAUGCUGUAACUAACACCCAACCAAGUACUACUGAUGCUGUAACUAACACCGAACCAAGUACUACUGAUGCUGUAACUAACACCCAACCAAGUACUACUGAUGCUGUAACUACAGCCCAACCAAGUACUACUGAUGCUGUAACUAACACCGAACCAAGUACUACUGAUGCUGCAACUACAGCCCAACCAAGUACUACUGAUGCAGUAUCUAACACUGAAUCAAGUACUACUGAUGCUGUAACUAACACUGAAUCAAGUACUACUGAUGCUGUAACUACAGCCCAACCAAGUACUACUGAUGCUGUAACUACAGCCCAACCAAGUACUACUGAUGCUGUAUCUAACACCCAACCAACUACUACUGAUGCUGUAACUACAGCCCAACCAAGUACUACUGAUGCUGUAUCUAACACCCAACCAAGUACUACUGAUGCUGUAACUACAGCCCAACCAAGUACUACUGAUGCUGUAACUACAGCCCAACCAAGUACUACUGAUGCUGUAACUACAGCCCAACCAAGUACUACUGAUGCUGUAUCUAACACCCAACCAAGUACUACUGAUGCUGUAACUACAGCCGAACCAAGUACUACUGAUGCUGUAUCUAACGCCCAACCAACUACUACUGAUGCUGUAACUAACACCCAACCAACUACUACUGAUGCUGUAACUAACACCCAACCAAGUACUACUGAUGAUGUAACUAACACCCAACCAAGUACUACUGAUGUUGUAACUACAGCCGAACCAACUACUACUGAUGCUGUAUCUACAGCCGAACCAACUACUACUGAUGCUGUAAAUAACACCCAACCAAGUACUACUGAUGUUGUAUCUAACACAGAACCAAGUACUACUGAUGCUGUAACUAACACCCAACCAAGUACUACUGAUGCUGUAUCUAACGCCCAACCAAGUACUACUGAUGAUGUAACUAACACCCAACCAAGUACUACUGAUGUUGUAACUACAGCCCAACCAAGUACUACUGAUGCUGUAACUACAGCCGAACCAAGUACUACUGAUGCUGUAACUAACACCCAACCAAGUACUACUGAUGCUGUAACUAACACCCAACCAAGUACUACUGAUGCUGUAUCUAACACCCAACCAAGUACUACUGAUGCUGUAACUACAGCCGAACCAAGUACUACUGAUGCUGUAAAUAACACCCAACCAAGUACUACUGAUGCUGUAACUAACACAGAACCAAAUACUACUGAUGCUGUAUCUAACACCCAACCAAGUACUACUGAUGUUGUAACUACAGCCCAACCAAGUACUACUGAUGCUGUAACUAACACCCAACCAAGUACUACUGAUGCUGUAUCUACAGCCGAACCAAGUACUACUGAUGCUGUAACUACAGCCCAACCAAGUACUACUGAUGCUGUAACUAACACCCAACCAAGUACUACUGAUGCUGUAACUACAGCCGAACCAACUACUACUGAUGCUGUAACUACAGCCAAUCCAGGCACACCUGAUGUUUCAACUACAGCCAAUCCAGGCACUCCCAACGUUGUAACUACAGCCAAUCCAGGCACACCUGAUGUUGUAACUACAGACAAGUCAUCUGUUCCAAGUACAACUUCUCCUACUACUCCCUCUACUAUUGCCACCACCACUAAGCCACCAAUUCAGUGUGAGAACGGAGGUACACCUGAAGGACAGUCUUGCAACUGUCCUCCUGACUUCCACGGGGAGACCUGCAGAGAUUUUAAAACUGACAUAGUGCCAGGUACGCUCAAUAGGACAGCGGUGGUUAAUAAUAUGGAAACUAAUUCCCCGUACAUAGAAGCAUAUGAUGACAAAACUUCAACUGAAUACACAGACCAGGUCAAGACAUUCACAACAGAGAUGGAGGAAUACUACAGGAGUAAAGGGAUACGGAAUUUCACAGUGGAAAACGUAACUUUGAGUAAGGGGUCAGCUAUAACCAUACGCUUGGGACGUGGUAUAGAGGAGAAAAGGAUGGAAAAGCCCUUGUACAACCCCAAGGCAGGAUCAUAUCGUUUGAAGGUCAAACACAAUAUCAUUCUGACGGUUCUGAAUGAACCAGGAGCUGAGCAACAGUACACGAAGUUCGUAGAAGACGUUAAUUCAGCUUUGGAAAAUAUGACAUCGUGUCCAGCUCUUCCGGAUUCAGGAUGUCCUACGUUUUCUGUUGAGUCAGUGGAUAAACUACAAGAAACGGCACUUGAUGAGAAAGCUGUAUGUCAGAAAACAAUCAACCUUGAUUUUGCAAAAUACUUUGAGCCUUACAUUAAAGAUGGGAAGUUGCUCUGUUUGACGGCAUGUGACCCCAGACAUAAUAACACUAAAAACUGCAACAGCGGUAUCUGUGAAGUAACCAGAGCCGGACUGUCAUGCAACUGUAAAAACACAAACUCAAUCUGGUACCUGACUGACUGUAACUACCCGAUCCACAAGGCUGGGUUAUACGCCGGAAUCAGUAUAACUGCCGUGGUUGUCCUGGUGAUAUUUGGUGUCCUGAUAGUGUUCCUGGUGGUGAACAAGAAGAAGGAAAAGAGGAAUAAAGACACUAAGCAGGAGAUGGUAAACCAGUGGCUUGAGGAUGACUUUGAAUGGCCCACACCCAACACCAGGUCCACCACAACACCUCACCCAGGGACGUACGAUAACCCAGCAUACACCAAUGGGGUGUCAAAUAUCUACCAACACUCAAGCGGUCCUCUUCCAACCUACAACUCCAACCCAGAGUCGAGCGAAAGAUAUCCUCCACCAUACUACCCCUCAGAGCCCCACAACCAAAUGCACAACUUCCCAAGCAACCAGCCUGUAAGGAUCAACAGACCGCAGAUCAGAACAUCUUAUGACUUGUAGCAUCCUCUUACUCACAAGAAAAAGUGCCUACAGAUGCAGGAUCUUAAUUUGUCUGCGUCUCAAUCCAUUGCAUCCGUCGAUAUCGGCCUUCCUGAUGGGCUGCGUCUCAAUCCAUUGCAUCCACGGAUAUCGGCCUUCAGGAUCUGCUGUGAAAGGUGGCAGAACUACAGUUGUGUUUGUCAGAUCAUGAGACCUCCUGAAAAUCGGGACACUUCAAAACAAACUUCCUUUAAAAACAGAUUGGGGGGGGCUAUCUGUUUUUCCAUGUGUGAAUCUAUUAUUCAAUGCAUUUCUUUGAGCUAAUAGCAAUAAGGCCAAAUUCAAUGUUUCAUCAAAUCAUUUUGGGACUCUAGAGGUUUAAAGCUGCUAAGUAUUUUGUUCUGAGAUAACAGGGUGAUCAAAUUAAGAUCCUACAUCUGUAUGAACAAAUUGAAUGUAAAUGUGGUAAAUACACAUAGGAUUGCUUGCUUGUUUAUGACGGCCGAAUGAGCCAGAGCUCUCUGUUGUUCAGUAAAGCUGCUAGAUACUCUGCUCUGAGACGGUGUCUCUGCCUAUCUUGUCCAAGUAUGUAUAGCAUAUGGUCUUCCAGGAGGGUUUGAGCAGAUACCCACAGAGACCGCUGGUGGCCAGCUCAGGAUGCCUGAAACAUAUAGGAUUAAAACAGCUAUGGUAUUAAUACUCAUAACAGAAUAUUUAUUCAUUUUGACAGUGGAUCAAAUUUUAUUUAGUGCACUUUAAAAGAUUGAAUUCAUCAAUGUGCAUUUGAUCGUUCUAUACCUAGCAAUAGUUAUGGAGGGUUAUAAGUAAUAUAGCUUUUACUUAUUUAUUUUUCUUUGUUUACUUGUUAUUGUAUAUUAGCUCUGUAUUACACUGUAUGCGGUCUGCCAAACAAUUUGUAUCACUGUAAAUACUGUUAUGUAAAUAUGUAAAUUGUAAUCAGAAAUGGAUAACUAUGAUUUUUGUCAUCAAGAAAUAAAAUAGUUUCUGAAAAUGUUCCAAUGUCAAUUGUAAAAGUUCAAAGUUCUUUUUGAAACCUGAUGCAGUACGGUACACAGUGGUGUCCGAAAUUACUGACACCCUUGAUAAAGAUGAGCAAUAAUGACUGUAUUAAAUAAAUAAUUCAAGUACUGAACUACA
Molecule: messenger RNA, 4048 nt
Organism: Salvelinus fontinalis (brook trout)
Lineage: Eukaryota; Metazoa; Chordata; Actinopteri; Salmoniformes; Salmonidae
Product: mucin-3B-like
Exons: 12
Coding region: 1838-2911 (357 amino acids)
Source: RefSeq, a predicted model, not a curated record